Molecule: messenger RNA, 522 nt
Organism: Rhopalosiphum maidis (corn leaf aphid)
Lineage: Eukaryota; Metazoa; Arthropoda; Insecta; Hemiptera; Aphididae
Exons: 2
Coding region: 37-465 (142 amino acids)
Source: RefSeq, a predicted model, not a curated record
UCUAUUACUCUAUUCGAGAUUUUGAGACGACAGACAAUGUCGAAUGUUUUGCAAAGACUUUUCGGUCGACACCGGCUCCCUCUUGCUUCGACCGUUCUCACGAAUUAUUUGCGACAAACUAAUGAGCCACCGUGGACAUCAUUUUUUGUCAAAUACACUUCGGUAAUCGACGACCAACGUGGUCGGUCGCACUUCAAUUGGAAAACUGGUGACUCGAACUAUCACGUUUUACGCUCCGGCUGUUUCCCGUAUAUAAAGUACCAUUGCACCAAAAGACCGUACAAAGAUCUGCGAGUAGAUGACCGAUUGUUUAGUUUUUUAAAAAUCAUCAACUUGGGUAUACCAUUGUUUUUGUAUGGUUUAUCUGCUGUUUUUAUGAUUUCAUAUAAAGAAAUAGUGAAGACACCUAAAGGAGAUGUUUAUAUUUAUUUUCUUUUAAAAGAAGACAAAGGCUCAAUGCAUUAAAAUAUUUUUUAAUUAAAAUGUAGGUUGUAUGUUUUAGAUGAAACUGAAAUGAAUUUU